Molecule: messenger RNA, 2284 nt
Organism: Myotis daubentonii (Daubenton's bat)
Lineage: Eukaryota; Metazoa; Chordata; Mammalia; Chiroptera; Vespertilionidae
Gene: CDK16
Product: cyclin dependent kinase 16
Biological process (GO): protein phosphorylation; exocytosis; neuron projection development
Cellular component (GO): nucleus; synaptic vesicle; cytoplasm
Molecular function (GO): cyclin-dependent protein serine/threonine kinase activity; ATP binding
Source: RefSeq, a predicted model, not a curated record
GCGUGCGUGCGCAUGCGCGGAGCGCGGCGCGCGCGGUAGUUGGGUCGCAGGCAGUCCGGCCCUGGGAGCCACCGCGUCUCCUCAGGCAGUGGGCUCCGAGCCGCGAGCCGCCGUGAGCGCUCGGAUUCCAAGCGGCGCCGACGACCUCGGGGGCAUCGCCCGCAGCGGCCAAGCUCAUGGCCGGCUGAGCGGGACGCCGCCGCCGCCUCAGCCACCGCCGCCGCCGCCGCCGCCUCCUCCUCCUCAGCCGGCGGCGGCCCGGGCCCAGCAGCCAUGGCCGAAGACUACUGGGACGGGCGCCUGCGGCGAACCGGAGGAGGAGAAGGAGGUCGCGCGGCCUCAGCGCGGGCCGCCGCCCCAGGCGCCUCCGCGCCGGCCCCGCGGCGCUGAGGUUGCUCGCGCGCCCCCGCCGGUUCAUCACUGCUGCUGCGCCCAAGAAUACCUGCUGCUCCCACAGGGGGGCUGCCUCCCUAGAAACCUGCAUUCCAUCGAUUGGACCCUUGCCCUCAGCCAUCCACCCAAGACUCGGUACUCAGGUCGCCAUGGAUCGGAUGAAGAAGAUCAAACGGCAGCUGUCAAUGACACUCCGAGGGGGCCGAAGUGUAGACAAGACCAACAGUGCCCCUGAACAGAUAGGCCUGGAUGAGAGUGGCGGUGGUGGUGGCAGUGACCUUGGAGAGGCCCCCACCCGCGCUGCUCCAGGGGAACCCUGCUCUGGGCGGGGACUACUCAGCUCUGCACCAGAGAUUGUACACGAGGACUUGAAGAUGGGGUCUGACUUGAAGAUGGGAUCUGAUGGGGAAAGUGACCAGGCUUCAGCCACGUCCUCAGACGAGGUGCAGUCACCAGUGAGGGUGCGCAUGCGCAACCAUCCUCCUCGCAAGAUCUCCACUGAGGACAUCAACAAGCGCCUCUCACUACCAGCUGACAUCCGGCUGCCUGAGGGCUACCUUGAGAAGCUGACCCUCAAUAGCCCCAUCUUUGACAAGCCCCUCAGCCGCCGCCUCCGCCGUGUCAGCUUGUCUGAGAUUGGCUUUGGGAAACUGGAGACCUACAUCAAGCUGGACAAGCUGGGGGAGGGUACCUAUGCCACCGUUUACAAAGGCAAAAGCAAGCUCACAGACAACCUUGUGGCACUCAAGGAGAUCAGACUGGAACAUGAAGAGGGAGCGCCCUGCACCGCCAUCCGAGAAGUGUCCCUGCUUAAGGACCUCAAACAUGCCAACAUCGUCACUCUACAUGACAUUAUCCACACGGAGAAGUCCCUCACCCUUGUCUUUGAGUACCUGGAUAAGGACCUGAAGCAGUACCUGGAUGACUGUGGGAACAUCAUCAACAUGCACAAUGUGAAACUGUUCCUGUUCCAGCUGCUCCGUGGCCUGGCCUACUGCCACCGGCAGAAGGUGCUACACCGAGACCUCAAGCCCCAGAACUUACUCAUCAACGAGAGAGGAGAGCUCAAACUGGCUGACUUCGGUCUGGCCCGGGCCAAGUCAAUUCCAACGAAGACCUACUCCAAUGAGGUGGUGACCCUGUGGUACCGGCCCCCCGACAUCCUGCUCGGGUCCACAGACUACUCCACCCAGAUUGACAUGUGGGGCGUGGGCUGCAUAUUCUACGAGAUGGCCACAGGCCGGCCCCUCUUCCCAGGCUCCACAGUGGAGGAGCAGCUGCACUUCAUCUUCCGCAUCUUGGGAACCCCAACUGAGGAGACAUGGCCAGGCAUCCUGUCCAAUGAAGAGUUCAAGACACACAACUACCCCAAGUACCGUGCCGAGGCCCUUUUGAGCCAUGCACCACGGUCCCUUUGUCCUUGUGGUAGACUUGAUAGCGAUGGGGCUGAUCUCCUCACCAAGCUGCUGCAGCCCCCACCUCAGUUUGAAGGUCGCAAUCGGAUCUCUGCAGAGGACGCCAUGAAACACCCAUUCUUCCUCAGUCUGGGGGAGCGGAUCCACAAACUUCCUGACACUACUUCCAUAUUUGCACUAAAGGAGAUCCAGCUACAAAAGGAGGCCAACCUUCGCUCUUCGUCGAUGCCUGACUCAGGCAGGCCAGCUUUCCGUGUGGUGGACACCGAGUUCUAAGCCACAGACCCAGGCCCCAGCAGGCAGCAGCUGGAGGGAUGCCACACCCCUCACAGGGCAGCCCCCAACUGCAUCCUCCCUUGCUUGCUGCCUGCCUACCUGCCUGAUCCAUGCUCGCCUGCCCACGUGUUCCCUGCUGCCUGUCCAAACAUCCAUUGGCCUGUCUGCUGGGUGCUAACAAAGCUCUCAUCGCUCUUUCA